This is a messenger RNA of Cryptomeria japonica (Japanese cedar), 1393 nucleotides long. RefSeq names its product putative anthocyanidin reductase. The coding region runs from base 255 to 1268 and encodes 337 amino acids. NCBI's taxonomy places the organism in Eukaryota, Viridiplantae, Streptophyta, Pinopsida, Cupressales, Cupressaceae. Gene Ontology annotation, molecular function: oxidoreductase activity, acting on the CH-OH group of donors, NAD or NADP as acceptor. The record is from RefSeq and is a predicted model, not a curated record. The transcript is spliced from 5 exons.
GUUCGAAUUCAUCCACUCAUUCAUUUGACUGGAGUUUUACAGUUUAAAUCGAAUUCAUCCACUCAUUCAUUUGACCGGAAUUUUACAGUUUAAAUCGAAUUCAUCCACUCAUUCAUUUGACCGGAAUUUUAUACAGCCGCUUUUGAAUGUGUUUUGAUAAUUUAGGUCUCUUUUCUCAUAAUCAUCUAUAAAUAAUUACAGAGACCUAGUUCGAAUAAAAAUCGUGUCCUAAGCAGCCCUAUCUGAGAGAAAUAAUGGCGAAUGAGGGUGAGAAGACUGUAAAAAGAGUAUGUGUUACUGGAGCAGCGGGUUACAUUGCAUCAUGGCUGGUGAAGGAUCUUCUGGAAAGGGGUUACACAGUGAACGCCACUCUCAGAGAUCCAGGAGACGAGAGAAAAUCUCGGCCUUUGUUAGAUCUGGCAGGAGCAGAGGACAGGCUUAAGCUCUUCCAAGCUGAUCUACUGAAAGAGGGCAGCUUUGAUUCUGCAGUGGAGGGUUGUGAAGGAGUUUUUCAUGUAGCCGGUCUUACGGAUUCUCAAGCCUCACUGGAAGAUUACAUUGUGCCUGCUAUAAAUGGAGUACUUAAUGUGAUGAAAGCAUGCACAAGAGCUAAAUCUGUUAAGAGAGUGGUUUUCACUUCAUCUAUCUUUACUGCAUGUCCAUUGAAUGACAAAGGAGAAUUGACUCGUUCAUGCAUUGACGAAACAUGUUGGAGCCCUAUAAAUUUCCUUAAAUCUCAACCAAAUGCUUUGGCUUGGUAUAUGACUGCCAGGACAUUAGCAGGACAAGAGGCCUUCAAAUAUGGUGUUGAAAACAAUCUUGAGGUGAUAACAAUAGAACCGGCUGCUGUCAUUGGGCCUUGGAUUACAACUACACAUGAUAUAACAUCUGUCCAAAUUAUAUCAGCUCUAAUUGGAGUAAAUGAUAUAUAUUAUGAAAUAUUGAAGUAUAUGCAAUUUGUAUUGGGUUCCAUACCAAUAGUUCAUAUAGAGGAUAUAUCCAAUGCCCACAUAUUUUUGAUGGAGCAUCCAAGUGCACAAGGUCGUUAUAUUUGUUCUGUUGAUUCUGCAAAUAUCAAGACUCUCAAAGAUUUUCUUGCUAAACAAUUAAAGACUUCAUUCAAGUUGCAAGAGGAGGACUCUAUUAAUAGAUAUGUGCCAUUUUCUUCCAAAAAAUUGUUGGAUAUGGGCUUCUCUUACAAGUAUAGUUUGGAACAAACCUUUGAACAAGGUAUAGAUUGUGCCAAAAAGAAUAAGAUUUUGAAUUGAUAAUUCAAAACUACAUCUUUAUUCAAAUUAGAUUGACUUUAACUAACAUUUGUCAAAAAUGUAAUAGGACAAAUGAUAUUUUGACAUAAACUAUAGAUUUAAAGUGAGUGUACACCUUCAAAUUG